GUGUGAUGUUUGUCAGACCUGCAGUUUCAACAAAUGAAUUUGAGUGGAACUGUUCUACAGUAUUUCGCUGAAUCAAGCAGUCUCUUGCCAUGGCUCCUCAACGGUAUUCUAACUUUGGGACGGCGCUAAUAUUUCUCUACGUCACUCAAUUAAGCACAGGUAUGAAGUGCAUAUGCCUGGUGUGUACCAAUCAUAUUUGUGAAACUGAGGGGGCCUGUUGGAACUCAGUGAUGCUGCAUAAUGGAAAGGAAGAAGUUUUGAAGUCUUGUGUAUCUCCUCAUCAAAUGAAAGGGCAAAUCUUCUGCUCCAGUUCCAGUAAUAUUUUAAGAAGAGAAUGCUGUUUUACCGAUUUCUGUAACAAUAUAACACUGCACCUACCCAAAGUGAGAAAUGUGUCUAGUACACCAAGCUGGGGACCUUUGAAGCUGGCUGUAGUCAUAGUCAUACCAGCUUGUUUACUGUGUUUGGCUGCUAUUGUGACAAUCUGCACUCUCCGUGGCCAGCAAUGCCCUUAUAAUAAGACUGAAAGACAUGACGUCGAGGAGCCUUUAUCUGAUCACAGCUUAAUGUCAUCUGGAAAGUCUCUAAAAGAUCUGAUAUUUGAUUUGACCACAUCAGGAUCUGGAUCUGGGUUACCUCUGCUUGUUCAGCGGACGAUUGCGAGAUCGAUUGUUCUCCAUGAAACAAUUGGAAAAGGACGGUUUGGGGAGGUUUGGCGAGGGAGGUGGAGUGGAGAGGAUGUGGCUGUCAAAAUCUUCUCCUCUCGUGAUGAAAGGUCUUGGUUCAGAGAGGCUGAAAUUUACCAAACUAUAAUGCUACGACAUGAACAUAUCCUGGGGUUCAUUGCUGCCGAUAACAAAGAUAAUGGAACAUGGACCCAGCUUUGGCUUGUAUCUGAAUACCAUGAGCAUGGCUCAUUGUUUGAUUAUUUAAACUGCCACACUGUGUCUGUGGAUGGAGUAAUAAUAUUGGCGCUUUCCAUUGCUAGUGGUCUUGCGCAUCUUCAUAUGGAGAUAAUUGGUACCCAAGGAAAACCCGCUAUUGCACACAGAGACUUAAAAUCUAAAAAUAUCUUAGUGAAAAAGAGUGGAACUUGUGCUAUUGCUGAUUUAGGCCUUGCUGUCAAACAUGAUUCAGUUACAAACAUGAUUGAUAUACCUUCAAACCACAGAGUAGGAACAAAGAGGUACAUGGCUCCUGAAAUGCUUGACGAUAAAAUCAAUAUAAACAACAUUGAAUCAUUUAAACGUGCCGACAUCUACUCCCUGGGGCUUGUGUUCUGGGAAUUGGUGCGAAGAUGCUCCAUUAGAGGAAUCCAUGAAGAUUAUCAGUUGCCUUACUAUGAUAUGGUGCCUUCUGACCCUUCUAUAGAAGACAUGAGAAAGGUUGUCUGUGAUCAGAAACUGAGACCAAACAUUCCCAACCAGUGGCAGAGCUGUGAAUCACUCCGUGUGAUGGGUAAAAUAAUGCGUGAGUGUUGGUAUGCCAACGGAGCAGCUCGUCUGACAGGACUACGCAUCAAGAAGACCAUCUCUCAGCUUACCGUAACUAAGGAUUCCAAAGUUUAGACAUGCACUUGACUAUGUGUAUUCAACGUUUGUGCUACCUCAUGUAUAUUUAAGUGCCCCAAGCUGAACAUUUUUAAAAACUGCCUUUGCCACAUUACUUGGCAACAUGGCAGUUUGAUUGUAAUGUUACUGAGUAACUCACUAGCAAGCCUGAUGGCACGAGUAGGUUGUUCACAAAAAUCGAAACAGUGUCUAAUGGAGGAAUUAAAAAUCACCAUUUAUACUGAUUAAACAUAUUUUUGUAAGGAUGUGGAGAAACUUGUUAUUGUGACAAUAUAUAUUUUUAUCAUUAGUUGUUUGGAAGAACUGCACUCCCUUAAACAAAAAUGUUUCAAAUUCCAGUAGAAUUAGGCCUCAAGGACCAAUCUCAGAUGGGUUUAAAACACCUUGCCAUCAUACUAAAUACUUUUAAAACUGAUAAAUAGUACUGUUUAUUUGCCCUUGUUAAACAUAGUAGUUUUGAUGUAAAAAUGUACAGGUCUACAGGGAUUAAAAAAAGAGUCAUUUGCACACUCCCGGCACACACACAGCAUGAUAAAUGUAGAACUCACAAAACAGUUUUGCAAUGUAAUUAAGGACAACAAAUUGCUGGCCAAGCCAUUUUCACCAUGUUGACCUAAAUCAAACAGUUUGCCUCUUAAUCACUAAAGUGUCAGAAAAAAAAAACAUACCUCUUCCUGCAGUCGUUUUCCCCCAAUUAAUUAAUCUCACCUUUGCAAGACACUAUCCAUAAUAAUGAACACAGAACUUUCAAUGAAUCUCAUUUACGCUGUCAAAGCGAAGACCACUUCAACUGCACAAUUUGAUUAAAUGAAGAUGAUAAGGCACAACACGUUCAGAACUCUCAGUAAUUUAAUUUAGUGUUUUUAACGUGUUAAUGUUGAAAUUGAUUAUAACCCCCCAAAUCAGCAUCCUAUGUCAAAGAAUUAUUGUAGUACGAUUACAAACAUGUUUAUUGUAAUAUACUGUACACCCAUUUAUUUGGGCUGCAUUCAUUUGAGCUAAUUUUGGAAUAUCCAUUUAAUAGCUAUGUGAUAAUUGUCUGGUAAUUAUGCAAGGUACUGUAUUCAAUGCAACAGUUUUAUGUUUGCCCUUCAUCUACAUUUGUAUAAAAAAAAUAAGCUGGGGAUAUAAAGGAGUUUACAGUACGCUAUAUUGAAGUAACAUUUUUACUUGGAAGAAUAUACAGUAUAUACCACACAAACACAUGCACACGCACACGCGCACGCAUGCACGCACGCAUGCACGCGCACACACAGAGACACAUACACAUUUUUUUAUGUGAUCUUGGGAUACAACGUGCAAUGCUGUGUGGUCCAGUGGUUAAAGAAAAGGGCAUGUAACCAGACUGUCCCCAGUUCAAAUCACAGCUCAGCCACUGACUCAUUGUGUGACCCUGAGCAAGUCACUUAACCUCCUUGUGCUCCGUCUUUGGGGUGAGAUGUAAUUGUAAGUGACUCUGCAGCUGAUGCAUAGUUCACAUACCUUAGUCUCUAUAAGUUGCAUUGGAUAAAGGCUUCUGCUAAAUAAACAAAUAAUAAUGACACAGAUUGUUGGAGGAAUCUAAUCAUCUGAUAUUCAUUGAGAACAGCUAAGGUGAUUGUAUUAAUGUGUAUAAUAAGUUAAGGCUGGUUACCCUUGAUUGACAAUAUCCUAAGUUAAAAUGAUCAGUUUAGUUUGCAGAUUUUUUAAUAUUAUUAUUAUUGUUUAACUUACACUGCAGUGUGCAGAAGUGUAAAUGAUAUUCAAUGUAAAUACAUCAUGUAAGAAAACAAGAUGUAUUCUGGUCUUUUUAACUGGACACAUCACAUGAACUAUUCUAGUGACUGGAAAUGUGAUGAUUUAAAACUAGGCCUUUACUUUGCUAUGCAUUCAGCCUUCCUAUACUUUAGGAUAAGAGCAGUGCCUGCUGCUAGACCGUAUUUCUGUUAUUUGAAACUGUGAUGGUAUUUCAUUCCAAAGGCUUUUGCACUAUUUAAGAUUACAUGAAGAAUGGAAAAGAUGUGACUAAAUUAUUGUAAUCUAAUGACCUAUAGCUUUAGAAUGUCCAAGCAGCAUUUACUGAUUUAGAAAGUUCGAUGUCAUGUUCCGUUCCUUGUCAUGUUGUUUUUACCUUUCAGUACUUUAUUGUAUAUUAUGUCUGUAAUACGGAGUUGUAAUGAAAUAUUGUACUUUUCAAAAACACCUCAUCUGUGUUGUCCCCAGUGUGAAAAGAAAAGCUCAAAAAGAGGAUUCAGUCAUGUCUGUUAUGGAAGUGGAUAAUGGCAUCACAUCAGUGACUUACAGAUGUUUUUAAUUAGCUUCAGUUUUCUGUAAAGUUGACCCCAUUGUGCAAGACAAUGUACAACCUCCUGUAUUUAACCCUUGCAUUCCAGUUUGAGAAUAUGUGCUCAAUAAAAAAGUUAAAAACAUAGUAUCACUUUUAAAAUAAAUGUUAAUGGUAUAUAUAGAUCGAACCUUGACAGGGUUGGAAACCGCAUGUAUCUUACAGCACUCCAAACUUUUUUUUUUUUUUUUUUAAUAUGUAAGUAAAUACCAAUAAAUAAACAGUACAUCUAAUCCUAAUAUAACAUAGGGCAGCAGUGUGGAGUAGUGGUUAGGGCUCUGGACUCUUGACAGGAUGGUCGUGGGUUCAAUCCCAGGUUGGGGACACUGCUGCUGUAACCUUGAGCAAGAUUGCUCCAGUAAAAACCCAGUUGUGUAAAUGGGUGAUUGUAAGUAAAUAAAUUGUAUUGCUGUAUAUUCGUUCAUUUUACUUUUGAAAUGCUGGAGUGUAAGUGUUACUAUAGAUAUAAAAAUGGGAUGUAUACACCUACAGUGUGGACCUGAAAUACUCUGAAGCACUGCAGUUAAUAAAUACAUUUGAUAGCAAAAGCAGAUUAUUGCUUUAAGAAUAAAAACACACGUGACUGGAUUAUACCAUGUAAUCUUUAUUGUUUAAAUGCUCUGAUAAAUGUAAAAGUAUAUAUUUUUUUUAUUAUAUUAAAGGGUGGAAUCUGUAAUUGCUGCUUCAGUUAUAUAUCUUAUUUCAUGUUUGUGUCAAAAGAGUGCUGUUAUACUGUGAACUCUCUUUAUCACUAAAAGAAAAAGGUAUUACAAUAUAUUUUGCUAUGUUACAUAUCAUUGUUUUGAUUUUUCUUGUAAUGUUUAUUGUAUGAGAUGUUUGUGCAAAUUGUAUUUUAAGUAAAGUAUUUUGUAUGUAUUUAUUUAUUUCAUUUUUUGUUGUUGUUGUACCAGUUCAGUCCAAUAUAUGAUUGAUGUUUAUAUUUUUAUGGUCACCUAAAUGUUAACUGGAAACUGUCAGGCUUAUUAAGAUUUAUUCCAACUUCAUCUUUGAAAGAUUAAAGCUAUGGGAAGUUGUGUUCUAGCAAAACAAAUAAACAAAUGCAGAACAAAACAAAAAUCUGUGCAAGUCUGGAUUGUUAGAGUAUGCAAUUUUCCCAUCACAUCUUUUCAUCACAUAGCCUUUUCUAAUGGUAUGUGUACCAAAUACAAUAUGAGCAGAGGACAUUAUUUUAUCAUUAUUAUUAUUUGUUUAUUUAGCAGACGCCUUUAUCCAAGGCGACUUACAGAGACUAGGGUGUGUGAACUAUGCAUCAGCUGCAGAGUUACUUACAAUUAAGUCUCACCCGAAAGGCAGAGCACAAGGAGGUUAAGUAACUUGCUCAGGGUCACACAAUGAGAAUUAUAGUUCUGAAUCAAGUAAUUUAUAUAUAAAAAUGAAUUUAUAGAGUUUCCCUGUCUGACUACUGCUACUGUAGUCAUGAUAUGGGUAGUUGGUAAAUGAUCUUGCCAGCAAAGCUGUGCUGAGCCUUAUACAAGAUUACCAUUGCUAUACUUUACUCAUCUGUUUUACCAUGCUUUCCUGUGCUUUGUAUGUUCACUGUGCUUUUAUUAUGUUUUACUGCACUACUAUGCUUUUGCCAUGUGAUAUUCAAAUACAAUUUUGAAAUGCAUGUGAAUUCUGAAUAAACAACCACUCUAGUGCUGUGUGUUGAUCUCUUCAGAGAGAGAGAGAGAGAGAGAGAAAUGCACAGUUUUGUGUAAAGGUGUGAAGUCCUGGUAGUUCAGAAAGCUCUGUACCCAGGAGGACAUGGUUACAGUAUCACUUUUGUACAGGAUGCCACCCUGCCUAAUUCUGGCUGCAGAAAAGAGGAAUCAACCAUACCAACUAAAACUUCAAGACUAAAAAGGAAAAAGGAUCUGGCUUGCUACAAAAUAAGUUGCAACAUCAUCCAUGUACACUGGAUAAAAAACUAUAUAUAUAUAUACUUAUAUAUAUAGUGUGGAGUAGUGGUUAGGGCUCUGGACUCUUGACCGGAGGGCCAUUGGUUCAAUCCCAGGUGGGGGACGCUGCUGCUGUACCCUUGAGCAAGGUACUUUGCCUAGAUUACUCCAGUAAAAAUCUGUAUAAAUGGGUAAUUUUAUGUCAAAAUAAUGUGAUAUCUGUAUA
Acipenser ruthenus (sterlet) is the source of this 6021-nucleotide messenger RNA. RefSeq names its product activin receptor type-1C-like. The record is from RefSeq and is a predicted model, not a curated record. Gene Ontology annotation, molecular function: ATP binding; activin receptor activity, type I. Gene Ontology annotation, biological process: activin receptor signaling pathway; cellular response to growth factor stimulus; nervous system development. Bases 90 to 1568 code for a protein of 492 amino acids. NCBI's taxonomy places the organism in Eukaryota, Metazoa, Chordata, Actinopteri, Acipenseriformes, Acipenseridae. Gene Ontology annotation, cellular component: plasma membrane; activin receptor complex. The transcript is spliced from 9 exons.